CUCUCUUGAAAUCUAGGGUUUUCUUCUCUUUGAUUUUGGAUUUAUUCUCGAAGUUGCAGAAAUUUAGGUUCUCUUUUUGUCAAUGGACAGUGCCCUCGCCGGCUCGUCCCUAGCCAAGCAGCUCGCCUCCUGCGAUAGAAAAACCAGAGACAAGGCUCUCCGAACCCUAAAAGCAUGGCUUCCUUUGCAGCACCAAGUGCCCGAAGACGAGAUGAAGAUGAUCUGGAAAGGCCUCUUCUACUGCGUCUGGCACGCGGACAAGCGGCCCGUACAGCUCGAGCUCAUCAAUCGUCUCGCUUCGUUGCUCGUAAGUCUCGAUCUUGUUGUUUCCUUGCAUUACUUUGAGGUUUUCUUGCUCACAAUGCGUCGUGAGUGGAGUGGCAUCGAUUUUCUUAGGUUGGACAAGUAUUAUCUUUUGUUUCGGAGGUUCAUGCACAAUUUGUUCCUUCUGUUGAAGAAGAAUUCAUGGGAUAUUGAGCUUCUGAAUCGUCUCAUGGGUGUUUCAGAGGAGAAGAUUUUGAUGGCUAAUGAUAAGUUUCCGGCUCGAGGUGUUAAUUACCAUAUCUCAGAGAUUUUCUUAGAUGAACUCAGGCCUUUUCUUCCAAUCACGAGGGAAGCACUAGAUGUCUUGUUGAGUCCGUUCUUUUCUGUGAUGAUAAAAUCUUCGGAUACGGUUCAAUUGAAUAAGAUUAAAUCCUGCUUGUUUGGUUGCUUACUUAGAAAUGGAAGGAAGCUUUUGGAGCUCAGAAAAGCAGGGGAUGAUGUCGAUUCCACUGAUGAAGCAGUGUUGUUUGGAACGAUAGCGUUGAAUUUGGGUCUUUCCUCAAAGUUCUUAGCUAUGGGUUCUUCUUCAGACUGUCUUCAAGGCAAUAGGAAAGUGUUGUUUGCUUUACAUGAGGAGUUUCUCAAGUUAGAGAAGGAUUUAGAAAAUGCAGGGAUAGAGAUUCCAUAUUUUCCUAUUAUUGGGCAGGAAAUUCAAGCAAUUGAUGUUUCCUCAGGGCUGGUUAAGGUGGCUGCUGUAGUUGCUAAUGAUUCAGCUGAUAAGCCCUUGAAGAAGAAAAAGAAGGCCAAAAAGGCAUCUGAUGGAAAUGGUAAAGAAGUUAAAAAACUUAAAAAGAAUAACAAUGUUGUUCCUGAUUCCAUGGUCUUCAAAAAUGGACCCACCUCUGUUGACCAGAAUGAUGUUGUAUGUGAAGCUAAUGAUGAGAAUUCAAAUGCUGAUGCUGAAGAGAAAGAUAAGGAUGACGACAUCAUUGAAGAUUGUGAGAAUUCAAAAGGGAGCCUGGCAAGCGAUGAAAGUUUGGUUGCAGUCAAUGAAUCUGUGAUAUCAAAUCUACAGAUGCAGUUUGAUAAGGUUGCUUCUGAGGUUGUAAUGGGUGUGGAUGGUGUAAGCUCACUUGAUUCAGCUACAGCAAUGAUUGAUCACACUGUAUCAAAAAAAAGGAAGAGAUCAAAGAGUAUAGAUGGCCAGGUUUCUCAUUCUUUGGGUUUGAGUAGUCCAGGAGUUGUUGGGGGUAGUGCAGUUGGAAAGAGUGGGGAAAAUAGUGCCAAGAAGGUCAGGUUUUCAAUGAAAAAUAACUUGGUGUGGAAACCACAGAGUCCCUUACCUCCGCAAAGUUUGAGGUUACCACCAUCUGUGGUUCCUAGAGGUAGUGCACUUAAAAAAGGGGUUCCUCCAGGUCCCAUUGUGGAGAUUCUUCCCAUAGCAAAAAAGAUGAAGCUGAAGAGAAGUUCUGUCAAGAAGGGGCGGAAGGGUAAAAAGAGUGUUUCCCCUGCUAUGAAACGUUUAAGGAAGUUGAAAUCCCUUUCUAUUUGAUCCAAGUAUGGUAUCAGGAUUGUAUUGUAUCACUUUGAUGCCAGUGCUGUUAUGUUUUAAUCAAUCACCGUUUAAUCAUCUGGCAACUGGUGCUCUGCUGUUCCUUAUUCUACAUUUCAGUGGAAUGCUAGACAUUGUUGCGAUUUCAA
Telopea speciosissima is the source of this 1965-nucleotide messenger RNA. Its product is annotated as ribosomal RNA processing protein 1 homolog B-like. The coding region runs from base 83 to 1816 and encodes 577 amino acids. Gene Ontology annotation, biological process: rRNA processing. Lineage: Eukaryota; Viridiplantae; Streptophyta; Magnoliopsida; Proteales; Proteaceae. The transcript has a single exon. The record is from RefSeq and is a predicted model, not a curated record. Gene Ontology annotation, cellular component: nucleus; preribosome, large subunit precursor; preribosome, small subunit precursor.